AUGAGUGAAUUCUGGUUGUGUUUCAACUGCUGUAUUGCAGAACAGCCUCAACCUAAAAGGUGCCGGCAGGUUGACCGAAGUAUGAUUGGAGAUCCCGCAAACUUUGUGCACACGGCUCACCUGGGGUCAGGAGACCUGUUCAGUGGGAUGAAUUCCGUUAGCUCCAUUCAGAACCAGAUGCAGUCCCAGGGAGGCUACGGGGGUGGCAUGGCUGCCAAUGUGCAGAUGUAGCUCGUGGACACG
This is a messenger RNA of Mesoplodon densirostris (Blainville's beaked whale), 243 nucleotides long. RefSeq names its product CDC42 small effector protein 2-like. Gene Ontology annotation, cellular component: plasma membrane. Lineage: Eukaryota; Metazoa; Chordata; Mammalia; Artiodactyla; Ziphiidae. The transcript has a single exon. Gene Ontology annotation, biological process: regulation of Rho protein signal transduction. Gene Ontology annotation, molecular function: small GTPase binding. The record is from RefSeq and is a predicted model, not a curated record. The coding region runs from base 1 to 231 and encodes 76 amino acids.